CACAUUUGUUGCCCACUCUCGUCGGUUUUGAUUGUUGUGCAAUGAGAAGCGGAAAGACCACCUUGCACCUGAUAUCCUACCCUACAGUAUAAAGCGACCAUAAAAUAUUAAUUUUUUGUUCUUGUAUUUUCUCCUUUUGUGACUCAUAGGUCGUACGUGCGUGAUCACGUGUAUGUAUGUACGUACGACUACAUACAACACAACAACAAACACAUUUGUCGAUAGACCGAGCGGUAUCUAAUCUUUCAAGCGCAUGCGCUGCUCUUUCCACCGGCUUGACCGGUUACUUACUCACACUUAUAUAUAUAUAUGUAUAUGUAUAAUUUUCCUCAUACAAUGGCUCAAUUCUUCGCAAUUCCUCGGUAGGAUCUGUGACUUAUGGGUGUGUUUUGACGGCUCGCUUACCAAAGAUUAGCGUGUGGAUUGUGUCACCUUCACACAUGUCCAUGUGUUACAUCACAUUGCGGUUAUCAGUUGAUAAGGCCGUUUGCCGUUAAACGAAAUCAAACCAACGUCGAUCCACCAUCGGUAUAGAUCCAACUACGCCGCUGAUCGAUCGAUUUCGUGGAUCAAGAUCUGUCGGAGCAAAAACGAGUGGAACAACGCACGAGAUGGACGAUCAGAAGAUGAAUUGCGACAAUGAAGCUUCACGUAUACCGUAUCUGCGAGCAAUUCAGAGAGUACCGGGCGACACUCCCAGCGAGAAGCUGAGCUGGAUGAACAGAUGCGCGCUCCAACAGGACGGCGAGAAUCAAAUCCCAGCGGAAUUGUUGCCUCUGUAUCGUGUGGAAGUUGCUCUCAGAAACAAAAAUCACGAGGAAAUAACCGCGGCUCUAAAAUCCGAAAACUUAACGCUUGUAAAUCGAGCUCUCAAAGCCGCCUGGUACUUCGACGGCAGCUACAAGAAUGUUGUCGAUGACGCGUACUUCGUCGUGCACGUCUUCCCGUAUGUUCCGGUAAACACGCUAAAGCGCAUUGUGAACGCGCUUGCGUACCGUACGAUCAACCGAGAUCCGGCAUUCGCCCAACGAAUGUUCACGGCUGUGAUGACCUUUUUCGACAUUCAAACGGCUUAUCCGUUACUUCUGGCGUCCGGUGAGCAAUUUGCUUACGAAACGAUUGUGGAGAAGGAGCACGCGUUGCCGUGUCGCAUGAUGAAAAAACUGUGGCGCGCGUAUCCGAAUUUCGUGGUUCGUUAUCUAAAGCUGCUGCCUCCGCGCACCCUCGACAGUCCACCGGAGAACGAUCGUUUGCUCAAACCUUUUGGAGCCACAAUUCACAAAUACGAAUCUUUCUUGCCGAAUUUGGUGAAGAAGCGGGUCAAGGAUUUCGCGGAAUUGUGCGAGAUAAAUCAACAAUCUCUGCCGCGCAUUACGUUGAGCAACACAGCCGCCGAGGUGUUUCUGAAAAAAGGACACUCGUACUUCGUCAAAAAUCCACUGUUGUACAUCGACAUGUUGCCGCACAAAAAAAUCAGUGCCGAAGUAAUGAAGACCAUAUUUCCCUCUCUGUUGCCUAAGAAAAAGAGCAAUUUUGAUACAGAUCGCAUGCUCAAAUAUCUAAACUAUUAUCCCAAAGAUAAGAGAUGGAAGUUACUCUACAAGUCGUACGAGACGGUGUACGAUACCGAACUUGUUAAGGACAAAAAGAACAUAACGUUCAAGUUGCUGCAGGUGUUGCCUGCAAAUGAACGAGUUAAGCUGACCAGAUCUCUCAUCGACAACGAUAUCAGCCAGGAGAGAGCCGAUAACAAUAACUACGAGAAAUGUUUGAUGUGUUAUUUGCCAACCGACGAGGUAAUACCGGCUCUUAAGGAAAAAGUAAACUAUACGUCGGAUGUGACAGAUAGGCGUAAUUAUGUUUUGCAAAUGUUUUACAAUUGUAAGGUCAACGACGACAACGAUGCGCUGUACGAGACUUUGGAUUAUUUUCUAAAAAGACACAGAAACGGAGAUAUCAGACUGUACGAAGAUACGAUGAAAAUCAUUGAGAAUUUGUUCGAUGUAUCUCAUUUAAAUGAAAACAUUUGUUCGUCGAUAAUCGACAUCGCGCGCCUGUCCUAUAUAAAGUACAAAUACAUAGACAGGCAAUUGAUAGAGGCUCUGAUGCAUCACAAACUCAUCCACGAUAUGGAUAUCGCGGAUUUGGUCAAAAUGUACAUAGACAACAUGAUCUCGCACAGUUAUUCGAUAAACUUCAAUGUACUUAGAAAAUAUCCAAAAUACGAGAGAUAUUGUCUGGUAAUAUUUUUGGAUUACAUGAAAACGGAGGCAUUUGAAAAAUCGACAUACGACUUAAAUUCUCAUAAAAAAGAAACACUUUUGAUGGAUAUGGUCGAGGCGAUGUACAAUUUUAAUAACAGAUGCGAAAAAGCGAAAACGAAGAUUGAACGCGUAACUAUUACGGACUAUCCUUGGUUGAUAGACGAGAUCAAUGCUAUCUUGAUAAAAAAGAACUUGAACGCUAAAAAUCCAUCGUAUAAUUAUCAUGUAAUAAAAAAACUAUUAAGAACGAAAGAACCGAAAUUGUACGACGAAUUGUUCUCUUCGGAGAAAAUAAUUGUGGACGUAACAACGGGAGAAAUUCUCCGUCUGCUAGCGCGAAGUCCGCAGAGCAUAGCAAAGGAUAGUCAAGAAUAUUUCAAUCGUUGUGUCGAACAAUCCCAAUCAAAAUUGUCGCAACGGUUUGUGAAAGCCACUCGUUGGUACAAAGACAUACCCAUCCUGUUUGCUGAGCGUUGCCUAGCGAUUUUGGAUAAAAAAACUGAGAAAGACAAUCCAUCGUUCAUUAUUGUUAUGAGUCUUCUGCUUCACGGCGAUUCGCUGACAAAAGUGAUAGACCCUCUUCUGCCCGCGGAAACAACGAUAGAUCCUAACAAACCGAACCUGCAUAAGAGAUACGAGCUCUUGCAAUGGGUAUGCCGCGGUAUGAACUUGUCGAAUCCGCCAGUGUCUCUCGAUCUCUUAGCUAGAAUAUGUCGAGGAGAUUACUUAUCGGUUGCGUUGUAUUCGAUAACGAGUGUCUGUAUGCGAUCGUCUAUUCCCAAAGUGAAGGCGUUCGCGCAAAAUUUGGUGAGCAUGCGCAUUAGCGCUCGAAAGCACGGGCUAGCUGUGAUGAGCUCGAUAACUUCCGCAGACCAACAGAUCAACUUCCUCUGGGAAAUGUGGACAACCCAGAAGCAAUAUUCGAUAAGAGAAGUUUUAUUCGAACACAUCCACAAGAUGUUCGUUAAGACGCCUAAUUCGGAAACGUGGAAUUUUUACAGCGAGGUCAUUUCAACGUUGAACAACAAAGAUGUAAGCAAUCUGUUCAAACCGGCUUACGAGAUUCCCCAGGAAUACAUUAACAAAUAUCUCAAAGUGUGGUUUGAUACGUUGUACAAAGUGUGGGAUAGAAGGGGCACCAUUGACAGUUAUCUGCAGAGUUUGGAAGGUCCCGUCUGUGACUUGUUGUCCGAGGAACUCGUCAAGAACGUGCUCACAAGAUUCUUGUUUUACGAAGGCUCGGACACCAUAGAGGACAUGGUAAUAGCCGGAAGAGCCAGACACUUCGCGGUCAUCUAUCUUUCGCCAAACGACAAGAAUAAACUCGCAUCGCGCAUCAAGAUAACAAUGGAUGUCAUCUUGAAUGCUGUGAAAAAUCGCUGGAACGCGUAUCUGCCUAAAUCAUGUUACUACCCGGUCAACAUUGGUAUGCGCGAAUUGAUAUUCGACCUUGUUCGUCAUUCCGCUAUUGAUACGCAGGUCAUUGACGGUAUGCUGACGAUGUUCUCGUCAGUUUUGCGACCCGCAGAGCUCGCGGAGUCUUAUUUGCUGUUAACGUACGCGAAGAGACUGAAGAAAAACUGCACUCCGCAGGAAGCUCAUGAUUUCGGUCUGAAUCUUGGUCAAGGAAUAACCGAUAUCGUCAUUUUUUCGCCGUUGCUGGUCCCGUUCAUGGCUGACGUUCUUGAUCAAUUCCUGACGUCCAGCGUCGAGAAUUGGGUCAGAAAUAUGGAAAAAACACGCCAGCCGACGGAAGAAGUCUGCAUGCAAUUGAAACAGCAAGACAAACCGGCUCAAUCGGUCGACGAGAUAAGGUUUAGUAUCAUAGAAGGUCUUGUCGAGGCUAACAACUCGUACUCUAACUUCAUAGCUAUAACAAUACUGUCCCAGAAAUAUAAACGGUCUGAAGAAUAUACAGAAUAUCAAAAAUAUGAAGGACGUUACAACGAACUGAUCAAAAAGUUCCGUAAAACGGAUGAUCCUGCAAUCAUGACAAUGCUCUGCAGGUAUCUGUAUAAAUAAAUAUAAACAAUUAUAGUUUUUUUUUUUUUUCGAAGUUACCGAGAGAUGCGACAGUAUCAAGUCAAAUAUUUGAAUAAAUCAAACAAUCUGUACGCAUCUCGAUUUCUAUUCGCGACAGAGUAAAUGAUGUUUUUUUUUUCAAUUGUUGGUUGUAAAAUCGCGAUUCAAACUUAUGUGCAUGUUAUUUUGAUUUCUAGUUUUUUUUUUUCUCAAAGAAACGAAAUAUUGCUAAAAAUGUAUCUCGAGGACAAAGGUAAAGUCUCUGGGAGGUUCUUUUUUUUUUGUUGAAAAAAAGAAAUAUAUGUACACAAUAUAAAGUAACAAUUGCACCGCACGAAGAAGACACAAAAUGAUUAGUUUUCGCAUUUAUGAAACUUUUCUACGAAGGAUAUAUACUCACGUUUCUUUUUUUUUACAAAAGAUUUUUUAGUCAAUGUGAAUUAAUAAAUAAACAAACUUGUGAUAUACAAAUAGAGUUAUAUUAUAGAGUUUCCAAGCGGACAAAUUGUAAGAGAGUGCAAAUGUACUUUAAGUAAUAAAAAGAUAAUAUAUUUUGUACAAUAACAAAUUUUUAAAUGUACU
This is a messenger RNA of Pseudomyrmex gracilis, 4868 nucleotides long. RefSeq lists its product as uncharacterized. The transcript has 2 exons. The coding region runs from base 612 to 4286 and encodes 1224 amino acids. NCBI's taxonomy places the organism in Eukaryota, Metazoa, Arthropoda, Insecta, Hymenoptera, Formicidae. The record is from RefSeq and is a predicted model, not a curated record.